UUCUUGCUUGCGAUGUUUGGCCUUGGUGAUCUUGUGAUGCUUGGUCUUGAUGGUGGUGCUGAGCUUGCGAUACUUGGUCUUGGUAAUCCUGUAAUGCUUGGUCUUGAUAAUAGUGCUAAGCUUGCAAUGAUUGACAAUUAU
Messenger RNA from Dentiscutata heterogama, 141 nucleotides. The record is from the annotation of a GenBank genome assembly. Lineage: Eukaryota; Fungi; Glomeromycota; Glomeromycetes; Diversisporales; Gigasporaceae.